AUGCAGUCCAAUCCACGGCCAGUUGGGGAGCCUCAUGCAGCAUGUGCACAUUCGGACGGAAGACAAAACAAACACAAUACAAGUACCGUCCUGUCUAGAGUCAUCCUUCUCAGUGUUUCGAACUGGUGCAGCGCUAAAGUCUCGCCCCUAAACAGCAUCAUAGAGAUGGGAGUCAGUUGGAACAGCCGUAGGAAACAUGUCUGGUCUGAUGUUUAUUUGUACGAUCGAGAGGAGCGGACAGCUGUGUUUAAUCAGCCCAUCCCAAUUUCUCAGGGGACAUCCUCUAUUCUCAGCAAGAUUGUGCCGUUCUGCUGA
Protopolystoma xenopodis is the source of this 315-nucleotide messenger RNA. NCBI's taxonomy places the organism in Eukaryota, Metazoa, Platyhelminthes, Monogenea, Polystomatidea, Polystomatidae. The record is from the annotation of a GenBank genome assembly.